Messenger RNA from Adineta steineri, 762 nucleotides. Lineage: Eukaryota; Metazoa; Rotifera; Eurotatoria; Adinetida; Adinetidae. The record is from the annotation of a GenBank genome assembly.
AUGUCGGAUCAAAUAAAAUCCAAAUCUCGACGAACCUAUUCACAAAGAAAUGUAUCUUCACUUCAACUUGAAUUAACAAAAAAUCGAAAAAUGAUAAAUAUGAAUACAACAAAGACAACUUUAAUUAAUCGAACACUUAGUUUUAAACCAUUAUCAGAGACAAGUUCAUCAUUAGCUAAUGUAGAAAAUACACCGAUGAAAAAACUCUCAUGUAAAUUAGAUACAUCUACUAUAAUUUCAACAUCUCAAGAAAUAAUUGAAGAAACACCAGUCAAAGAUAAAGAUACUGAAAAUGAGACUAUACCAUCAGAUAGAAUGGCACGUGAUAUUCAAAAACUUACUCUUCGUCUUCGCUCGUCAGUUCCAUUAUUCGAUAUUCCUAUUAUGGAUAAUCAACCAACAAAACCAACGACUCUUCAUCUUUCACAAGUGGUUAAUCGUGUAUCUCGUUGUAAUCAUGUUUUAAGACAUUUUGUAAGAGAAGCACAAAAAUAUUCACCUAAAUCCAAUGAAAUUCAAUUGACAUCAAAACCUAUUCUAUCAUUACCACCACAUGAAAAAGGUCGACGUCGUCUUUUUGUUGAUUCUCCUCAACAGAAUAAAACAAAUCCUAUCGAUGAAAAUCAACUACCAAAAACACCACGAAAAGCUAAAGGUGUUAUAAAACAAUUAUUUGCAUCACCAUCACCAUCUUUUAAACGAACGGCAUCGUCAACAAAUACGAAUAUAAAAAUAAUCGAUAAACGUCAAAAACUUUUCUAA